AUGUGUGACAAAUUGUACGACGGUUCCUCUUCCUGUUUAACAGUGUCCGAAGGAAAAAAAAAACAUUUUAAGAACCAUGCAGGUAAAAGUAAAUCUGUUCCUGUAAGUUCAACAUCAGAUGGAUCUACAAAUGUUCACAAUGAGAAGAAAACAAAUGAAAUGAAAUGUGAUGUGGACAAUGUUCAAGAAAUUAAAACCAGUAAAGAAAAAAAGGAACAACCAGAGAAAAAUUCAUCUGUUGAAGACGUAAACACAUCAUUAGGUAAUGAUUCUGAUAAGGUAGACAAGAAUCAAUUAGAUGCUGUAGAAGGAAGCUCCAGCAGUUUGUCCAAAAAAAAGAAGAGAAACAAAAAAAACAAGAAAAAAAGUAAUGAAAAUAAUGAAUAUGUAGGGGCUGAGGAAAAGAAAAACUUGGAAAACAUUGAUGUGAAUUCUUAUACAUCAUAUGCUGACAAGGUUUCUAAGGGAAAACCUGUAACCUUAAAAAAUGGUUCAACUGUUGGACACAGCAUACUAAGGGUUGAUAUCCCUGUAAAAAAUGGUUCGAGAAAUGAUGAAAAGAAAUCCUCUUCCUAUAAUUCUCAUCAAAAAACUGAUAAAGGGAAAAGAAAAGACUUUUUUGGAAGAAGGAUUAAUAUGGCCAAUGAUUAUUUCAGAAAAGAAAAAUUCUGGAAUACUGAUGAGAAAAGAAGAAAAAGAUUAUGCUCUUAUGAGAACAAGGAAAGAGCAUCAUAUUAUAAUGAGAAAAGAAGGAAAAGAUCAUAUACUUAUGAUUACAGAGAAAAGGGAUCAAAUUCUGAUGAUAAAAGGGGAAAUGUAUCAAAUUUUCAUCAGAAAAAGGAAAGACCAUCAACCUGUUGUGAGAAAAUGGGUAAAUCUUCAAGUUCUGAUGAGAAAAGGGAAGAAAUAUUAUUCUCUGAUGAAAUAUUUGAAGAUAUAUCAAAUUUUGAUGAAAACAAGGAAAACAUGUGGAAGGUAGUUAAAAAAAGAGACAAGAAAAGGAAAGGUGAUCAGAAAAGGUUAAGUAGUUCAAGCGAAUAUUAUGAAAAAAAUAUAAUAUCAAGUUCUCAAGAAAACGAACCAAAAAAGUUGAGGAUUGUACAAAAAAAGGAUAGAAAGAUGAAAGUUGAUUCAUUAUCUUCAAAAAGAACCAAGUUUCAAGAACUCAUUUUGGAUGAUAAUGAUAAUGAUAAUACGGAUAAUAUAUCCAACGUUGACAAUCAAAAGGUCAUAACUUCAAAGAAUGAUCAGAAAAAAAAAAAGAAGAAUGUUGAGAAGAAGAAGAAGAAGAAAGAAACUUCUAAGGAUGAUGAGAAACAAGUAAAAUAUGAUGCGAAAAAGAAGGAAAAUGAAAAAAAAUCAAAGAAUAAAAAACAAAUUUUAAAUGAUCUUGAGAAAAAUGAAAAAACAUCAAAAGUUGAAGAAAAGGAAAGAACCUUAACUGUUGACAAUGGAACCGUAAACAUAGAUGAAAAGAAGGAAAAAAAAUCAAAUGGUGAUAAGAAAAUAGUCGAACGUGAUGGAAAAAAGAAUGUCAAUAUGAAUGAUGAAAAAAUAAGAAAGGUUCAAGAUAAGAAGAAUGCAAAUUUAAAAGUUGAAAAAAUAAGAAAGGUUCAAGAUAAGAAGAAUGCAAAUUUAAACGUUGAAAAAAUAAGAAAGGUUCAAGAUAAGAAGAAUGCAAAUUUAAAAGUUGAAAAAAUAAGAAAGGUUCAAGAUAAGAAGAAUGCAAAUUUAAAAGUUGAAAAAAUAAGAAAGGCUCAAGCAAAGAAGGAUGAAAAUUUAAAAGUUGAAAAAAUAACAAAGGCUCAAGCAAAGAAGGAUGAAAAUUUAAAAGUUGAAAAAAUAACAAAGGCUCAAGCAAAGAAGGAUGAAAAUUUAAAAGUUGAAAAAAUAGCAAAGGAUCAACAAAAGGACAACAAAAAAUUAAAAGUUAUAGAACAAAUACGUAAGGUUCAUGGAAACAAAGAAAUAACAUCAAAUGAUUCGGAGAGGGAAAAAACGUCUAAAGAUGAUGAAAUUAUAAAGGAUGAGAAUAAAGAAACAGAUAAGAACAAAAAGAAGAAAAAAAAGAAAAGAAAAUCAAAAAAAAAAAACAACAAGAAAAAUGAAGUUGAAGUAGUAUCAAAUGAUGUAAAAUCUCAUCAAUUAGUUCAAGAGGAUAAGAACGAAAUGCAAAGGGCUUUAGUAGAUAAUCAAGGUGCUGGUGAAACUAAAGAAGAGAAUCCAGAUGAAACAAUAUAUUUCAUAACAUAUUCAUUGCAAAAUAUAAAGAACUUAAGCGAAAGGGCUACAAAAAUCAAUCUUGAUAAUAAGGAGAAAGAAUCAAACGUUACAAAUAACAAUGAGAACAAUAAAGUAUCCUUUUUAAAUUUGUUCGGUAAACCUUAUACAAUACAUCAAAGAAGACAAAAAAUGGCAUCUAUUGAUGAUUUGGCUAAAGCAUUAGAGAACAAAUUAAAAAAACAAAAUAUGAAGAAGGAAGAUAAGGAUAAUAAUAAAGAAAAAAAAAACAAUAAAAAAAGAAAAAAUAAAAAAAAAAAAAAAAAUAGUAAUAAUAAUAAUAAUAAUAAUAAUAAUAAUAAUAGCAAUAAUAUAAAUAAUAAUAUACCGAUAUUACACAAUGCGGUGGACAAAACUAACAAUGCUGAAAAUAAAACAUGUUUUGCUAAUAAUAGUAAUAAUUUAAAUAAUAUCACAAAUAAUACGAAUUCAAAUGUUACAUGUGAGGAGAAUAAGGAAUUAUGUAAAGAUGUAAAUACUAAUGAAGAAACAAGUGAGAAACAGUUUCAAAACAAUCUUACACAAGUACCACACACGAACGAAUUAGAAUCAUGCAAAAGCAAUAUUUGUGCAGAUAAUCCCAAUCAAGACAUACGAUGCUUAUGUUCAGAAAAUCAAAAUGUCAAUCUUCCUAAAAGUACGUUUGAUUCCUUAUGUAGUAUCAAUUCUAAUAUAUUUAAUAUUUCAGACUAUAUAAGAUAUAAUCUUUUUAGUUAUAGAAACAUUUUAAAUAGUCAUGAAUUAGAUAUUCACCAAAGGCAAUGUAUAGAAGAAAUAGUAAAUUUCCAAAAUUCGAAAUUGAAAUGGAUAGAAGAAAAGGAAAAAGGAGAAAAGAAAGAUAAUGAAAAAAUGCAAUCACCAAUACAAAAGGAUAAUAUUAACGAACUCAUAUUUAGUUCUGAAGAACAUAAUCAGGAUAUAAAUGAAAGUUUUGAAAAGUUCAAUAUAGAAUCUAAUGAUGAAGUGUUUAAAAAUACGGUCGUUGAUAAGGUUGACGAUAGGUUUACUGAUAUGUCUGUUGAUAGGUAUUUUGAUAGUGUUGUUCACAGUGUUGAUGCUCCAUUUAAUGAUGGAGUUGAUUCUCAAUUUGAUAAUACAGUUGAUCCUCAAUUUGAUAAUACAGUUGAUCCUCAAUUUGAUAAUACAUUUGAUUCUCAAUUUGAUAAUAGGAUUGAUGAUAAUAUUGAUAAUGUGGUAGAUAAUUAUCAUAACUCUAAUCCUUUUAUUAGCACAGAAAUAAUUCAAAACGAUCAAAUAUUAGAUGAAGAAGAUAUUAUUGAUGAAAAGAGAAAAUAUGGGGAAUCAUAUAUUAGUAGUAUGAAUAAAGAUACUGAAUGUAUAAAUGAAGAAAAUACCAAUAUAAAUAGAUUAACACAUAAUUAUAUAUUUUUAAUUGACCCAAAUGAUAUAGGAAAUGCAUCACCAGAAUAUAAACAAAAAAAACGUACGUUUUAUAGAACUAAUGGUCAAUUAGCUAAAAAAAUGAAAAAUGAAAAAAAACAGAACAAAAAUAUACAAUAUAAGGAAAUGAAGGAAAAUAUAGAAAAUAUAGAAAUAAAAAAAAAAAAAGAAAAAGAGGAAGAACAAGAAGAACAAGAAGAACAAGAAGAACAAGAAGAAGAACAAGAAGAAGAACAAGAAGAACAAGAACAAGAAGAAGAACAAGAAGAACAAGAAGAACAAGAAGAACAAGAAGAACAAGAAGAACAAGAAGAACAAGAAGCACAAGAAGAACAACAAGAGGAACAAGAACAAGAACAAGAAGAACAAGAAGAACAAGAAGAAGAACAAGAAGAACAAGAAGAACAAGAAGAACAAGAAGAACAACAAGAAGAACAAGAAGAACAAGAAGAACAAGAAGAACAAGAACAAGAAGAACAAGAAGAACAACAAGAAGAACAAGAAGAACAAGAAGAACAAGAAGAACAAGAAGAACAAGAAGAAGAACAAGAAGAACAAGAAGAACAAGAAGAACAAGAAGAAGAACAAGAAGAACAAGAAGAAGAACAAGAAGAACAAGAAGAACAAGAAGAACAAGAAGAACAACAAGAAGAAAAGAAUGGAAACAAAGCACAAAGUAUUUUUGAUAUUAUUUAUAAUCAUUAUGUUAAUAAUGUAAAACAUUAUGCUUUUAGUACUAAUGCCUUUUAUAAUUUCAGAGGUAGAUAUAAAUUUAUAUAUAAUGACGGUAUGAAUUUAGAUUUAUUUUUAAUCAUUACUAAGCACUAUAAAAUAUUAAAACAUUUACUUAGUAAAAAAGAAUUAGAAGAAAUAUUCUUAAAAGAAUCUAAAGGAAAUACAUUUAUUCAAUCAAAAACAUUUAAAAAUAUUUUAAUGAUAUGUGCUCGAAAUGGUUUUAAUAAACCACCACAUAAUAUUCAUUUUAUAGAUAACAAGAAAAUCCAUACUAACUUAAUUCAGUGGCUUAUAAAUCAUUCACCUGAAAACCAAAAACAAUUAAUCCUAAAAAGUUCAGAAAUAAUUAAUCUCAACCUUUCAAGUGAAAGUCAUAAAACAAUGAAUUUACAAAAAGCAGAUACCAAGACUUUGUCUGAUUCAAAGCAUGGAUCAUUUAAAAGUAAAUUAUACUCUUCAACCUUUAUGAAAAAAAAAAAAUAA
Molecule: messenger RNA, 4899 nt
Organism: Plasmodium adleri (nom. inval.)
Lineage: Eukaryota; Apicomplexa; Aconoidasida; Haemosporida; Plasmodiidae
Product: conserved Plasmodium protein, unknown function
Exons: 2
Coding region: 1-4899 (1632 amino acids)
Source: RefSeq, a predicted model, not a curated record